UUUUUAGCAAAAUACCAUGGGCAAGUAGUGUUCAGUCAGCAAUACUAUUCGCUCAGCACAAACUUCAACGCCGCAGGGGGGGUAGUUACCUUUUCUCUGCAGCUGACUGUAUGUACCUUGCUUAAAACAUGAUUUCUCGAUUAUAAUUUCAUACCUACCUUCAGCCUAGAAAAAGUUAGUGUCCCCUCUAUCAGGGUUCCAUCUCCACGAGCCUGCUUUCAAAGGGUUCUCGCUUUUCACGUGUGACGGCGGAGGUCUCGCUGCUCUCGUUCGAUGAACUUUCCACCCGAGGCUGCGCCCGCGCGCCCCAUCCCAUCACCAGUCUCCACACAACCGCCGCCUUGAGCGCACGUCAGUCUCCAAUGCUUACGGUUUUUCGCGGUUUUCCAACAAUUCAAACCCAGUGAGUGCCUGAAGCUAUUCAGUGAAGUGAAAUCUGCUUAUACCGUGUUGUUGAUUGAUAGAUGUCCAAGAUAGUUGUUGGAUAACGUAUGUGCGGAUUCGACGGGAGCUUAAUGCGAUCAGCGCACACUGAUGUAUGACACCCACAUGGUGCGAGGAUGCGUGAGGAGGAGCUGGAGGUGGCGCUGAAGGUGGUGAUCGUAGGCGAUGGAGGCGUCGGGAAGUCCAGCAUGAUCCAGCGGUACUGCCGCGGGACGUUCACCAGGGAUUAUAAGAAGACGAUUGGUGUAGACUUCUUGGAGCGACAAAUUGAGAUCGAUGGCGAGGAGGUGCGGCUUAUGUUAUGGGACACGGCGGGGCAGGAAGAGUUCGACGCCAUCACUAAGGCGUACUACCGCGGCGCGCAUGCGUGCGUGCUGGCCUUCUCUACCACAGACCGGGACUCGUUCCUGGCACUACACUCGUGGAAACUCAAGGUGGAGAAUGAAUGUGGAGAAAUCCCAACCAUCAUAGUUCAAAAUAAAAUAGAUCUAAUGGACCAGUGCGUCGUCGGACCGGACGAGGCAGAGCUAGUGGCGCGCGCGCUGGGCUGCCGGCUGAUGCGCGCGUCAGUAAAAGAGGACGUGAACGUCGGCGCCGUGUUCCGCGCGCUGGCGGCGCGCUGCCUGGCCGACCAGCGGCGCGAAGACGAGGACGUGCCGCCCUGCGCAGUCACCACGCCCGUCAUAGGCAACUUCACGAACCUGAGCAGCAACGGAACAAUACUGCUGCGACCGGUGAAGGCGCGGCCCGGCGGCAAGAAGAAGAACGUGCUGAGGAACGCUUGCCGGAUACUCUAACUGGACCAACAUAUCUUGAAGCCGCGGACUGGACGCCAGCGGGCAGCGACGCGACGAGCAGGCGUUCAAGGACAUUCAUACAUUUAAUCGCCCCCGCCCCCGCUAUGAGUUUGUGUCCAGGCUUUGGCCUGACAGAGAGGAAAGCCACCUUGGAUUUUUACACAUUGCAUUUUGCGUUUGAACGUGCCACAGUGACCACUGUCCGCGGUCUAACUCUGCAGUUGCACAUUCGUGUGACUAGGUGAAUAGCGACGAACUUAUUUAUCUACUACACAUUCGCGUUGGUUACAGUAGAGGAGCUGUAAAAUUAAAGAAGGUUAAAUCGUGACAUGAGUCUAGAUGACGGUGUACCCGCGCCAUUGUUAUAGUAUAAGUACUGUGCUGUGAUUGUCAAACGCCUACGCCAACUUAUAAACUGAAAAUGUGACGAUUUUGACCCUAGCGGUUUAGCGAUCAAACGUAGCCGGCGUAGCAAAUCCUUAUACGGUUUUACAAAGUUUCUUAGAUACUCCCUCAACUCCCUGCUUAUAUAUUAUAUACUUACAAAAGUUUCCAUAUGGCAUGGAGGACAUGGAGGCCGAAUACCUUGAUUUAUAAACUGGACUAGACACUUGGACCUAGUUUUGUGAAGUUACAAGUUAUAAUUUUGCAGGAACCGCGCUUGACCUUUUGACCAGUGUUGCCUGUUUUGAAUAAUAAAAUUAUAAAUUUAUAUGAAAUGGGAUCUAGUUAUGUUCGACAACAAACAUAUAUAUGUAUAUUAGACGUAGGUUAGUUGUACGCGUGUACAUAUGUGUAGUAGUGUAAAAAUAUUUGCGAUGUGCAAUGAAUACCUAAUGUUAGUUUAGAUGCCAACAAAAUUAUUAUACUUAAGAUAACUAUAGGUGUAUUAUUGAAUCUGAAAUAAAAUGAAAUAGGAUUUUCUAUGAUAUCCUUAUCACUAAUGUAAACUUCAGCGAAAAGUUACAGUCGUAUUUUGAACCAGCACAGGCAUAUUUUAACGCUUUGCGAUUUGCGACUCGUUUCAGUAAUACAUUUAUAAGAAAAUACUAAUUUACUCUUCAAACUUAGUCACUAUUGUUCAUAUUGAUAGAUCCAUGACAUUGAAUCAUGUAAAUAACUCAUAUUGUAUAAAAAUGUGGAAAUAAAUUAUUUUUUAUAA
Molecule: messenger RNA, 2403 nt
Organism: Cydia pomonella (codling moth)
Lineage: Eukaryota; Metazoa; Arthropoda; Insecta; Lepidoptera; Tortricidae
Product: ras-related protein Rab-23-like
Exons: 6
Coding region: 561-1241 (226 amino acids)
Molecular function (GO): GTPase activity; GTP binding
Source: RefSeq, a predicted model, not a curated record